GGGAAGAUAUGAAGUAUGAGCAUUCCUUCAAGUUAUCGUCUUUUAACUUCCCUUCUUAUAAUAACCUCUCGCUUUCCCUCUAAUAAGGUUAAAGUUAAACCCUUUCUUCUACCUCCAAUUCGCUACACAUCUACAUCUCCACUCAGGCCUACAACACCAGGGUUUAAUUUCAAUCGCCUUUACGGAACGAUGUUGAAAACGGAAACCCAAUCGGCGAUUUCGCCAUCGCUUUGCUCGCCGCCUCUGUCUGUCCAGGUCAGAGAUAAUAUUCAUCUGACGGAGAAGGAGGAAGAUAUAUUUGAAUGCUUGCGGAAAGUUCUUCUCCAUUUCAGUCUUAAGACACAGCUUCGAGUUGCAGGUGGAUGGGUUCGCGACAAGCUAUUGGAUAAAGAAUGCUAUGAUAUAGAUAUUGCUAUUGAUGAUAUGCUGGGAAGGGAAUUCUGUGAGAAAGUUAAUGAAUACUUGUCAGUAAUUGGGGAAGAAGCACACACCAUUGGUGUUAUUCAAUGCAAUCCGGAUCAGUCAAAACACUUGGAAACAGCCAGGAUGCGCCUAUCUGAUAUGUGGAUUGAUUUUGUUAACUUACGAGCUGAAGACUAUAGUGAGAAUAGCCGCAUUCCUACAAUGAGAUUUGGUAGUGCUAAAGAGGAUGCAUAUAGAAGAGAUUUAACCAUCAACAGCCUAUUCUACAAUAUCAAUACUAGAUCAGUUGAAGAUCUUACCGAGAGAGGCAUUGCUGACCUGAAAUCUGGAAGGAUAGUUACUCCUUUACCUCCUAAAGAGACCUUUUUGGAUGAUCCCCUUCGUGUUCUUCGAGCUAUUCGUUUUGCUGCAAGGUUUGAAUUCAAGCUAGAAGAUGACCUUAAAACAGCUGCUUCUGACAAUGAUGUUAAGACCGCCAUUUCAGAAAAGAUAAGCCGAGAACGCAUUGGUCAUGAGAUUGAUCUCAUGGUCUCCGGAAACCAACCUGUUACUGCAAUGUCACACAUAUCAGAUUUACAACUAUUCUCUGUAGUCUUCACCCUCCCAUCCUUAAUCGAGCCUUCAUUGUUAGAGGACUGCAGCAAAGUCUGUGUUGCAUACAUGACCGCUGCAUGGAAGCUGGAGCAGUUACUCGGCUGUUCUAAUUUCAACAACGAGCAUAAGAGGUUGAGUUUAUACGCUGCACUAUUCUUGCCAUAUAGACAUACCAUAUAUCUAGAUAACAAAGGAAAAAGGGUUCCUGUUGUCAAUCACAUUUUCCGCAACUCUCUAAAGCUCAAGGCAAACGAUGCUGAAACAGUUAUGAAGGUUCACAUCGCAGCAGAGGAAUUCAUCUCCUUAAUUCCUUCAAUCACGUCUGAGAAAAACAUGGACGUUGAUAUUUCCGAGAAUGUGAGUGAGACGCUAGAGAUCCCAACCGCUUCCAAAUUGCGUGUUUCAGUUGGGAAAUUGUUACGAGAAAUUAAAGAUUUCUGGAGAGUGGCAUUAUUGACCUCCUUGUUAUUGCAUCCGACUGAUAUUAUCAGUUCGAAUGAAGAAUCGUCGAUUAAGAAACGUGGGGAAGUGUUUAAGAAGGUUGAGAAUGAAAUUAUGAAGAUGGGUUUGGAAAAAGUGUGGGAAAUGAAGCCAUUGCUGGAUGGGAAGGAGAUUAUGAGCAUUUUGCAGGUGAAAACGGGAGGGCCGGUUGUGAAAGAGUGGCAAGUGAAGUUGCUUGAGUGGCAGCUUGCGUUUCCAUUGCGGAAUGCUGAUGAUUGUCGCGAAUGGAUGAGGUUAGCUUAUAAUGCUAAACGAGCGAGGAUCGAAUAAAUGAAUUGAUAGUUUAUGAAAAAGGAAGAGGAUAUACAAACUUGAUGAUUUUGGUUUAGGUCUAAAGCACUUAUUAUUUAUAUUUGUAAUUUUGUACACUUAGAACUAGCAUUGGUUUACCUACUUGAUGUAGUUUAGUGACACUAACCACCCUUAAGUUUUUCAUGUUUUAUUUUAUUUUUUUGUUUGGUAACCUUC
Messenger RNA from Impatiens glandulifera, 1986 nucleotides. Its product is annotated as tRNA nucleotidyltransferase cca2. Lineage: Eukaryota; Viridiplantae; Streptophyta; Magnoliopsida; Ericales; Balsaminaceae. The coding region runs from base 16 to 1788 and encodes 590 amino acids. The record is from RefSeq and is a predicted model, not a curated record. The transcript has 8 exons. Gene Ontology annotation, biological process: tRNA 3'-terminal CCA addition. Gene Ontology annotation, molecular function: RNA binding; ATP:3'-cytidine-cytidine-tRNA adenylyltransferase activity.